This is a messenger RNA of Chaetomium globosum CBS 148.51, 2127 nucleotides long. RefSeq lists its product as uncharacterized. The coding region runs from base 1 to 2127 and encodes 708 amino acids. The transcript is spliced from 5 exons. The record is from RefSeq and is a predicted model, not a curated record. Lineage: Eukaryota; Fungi; Ascomycota; Sordariomycetes; Sordariales; Chaetomiaceae.
AUGGCUGGCUCUCAUUCGGAUAGCGACAGCUCCUCCAGCAGUGACGACGAGAGCGUCGUCGGCUUCGGAGGCGCGCCUCUCUACGCCUGGUGUCCGGAGAGACGCGCCUCGCGCGCAGAGGAAAACAAGGAUUUUUCUUCCCACGCCCAGCCCAGUGUCCCGCGACUAGAGGAUUCCAUUGGUAAGAACCUCACGGUCGAGUCGGCUGUCGAUAAAGAGCGAGACCCCAGAACGCCGUCAGACCAGGCGAUUCAGACUCCAGCGCCGAUCAAGCCGCGUCGGUCAUUCUCCAAGUCGACUCUGCGGGCUGCGGCCAAAGCAUUCGCCCACCCGACCGCCACCUCGGCCGAUGGUGCCGCGCCCUCUCUGAGCCUAUCCGCCUAUCCAGGCCCCGCCCCCCAUAUUCUUCGCAGCGUCAAGGCAGCCUUCCCAUGCUUGCUUCUUCUUCUACAUCGGCUUCCCAGCCGCAAAACUCAUCGCGGCCAGACUUGCAAACUGCAGGCGCGCAUCUGGGGCCUUCGCCAGGGCAUGUAUAGCCAGAAUGAGAUCCCGCCCGAGUUCCUCAAGUCAUUCGACUAUGACGUGCAAGAGCUCAUGAGCAACACGGUCAAGAUGAAUCAGGCCGUCGACCGCCUGACUGCCGAGCUCAAGAAGGCGCUUACUGAGCAGGGACGCGUCCGCACCCUCGAGUCUACCAUCCGCAACCUCGAGGCCGAUCUUAGCGAUUGGAAGUCACGCUCGCAGAACGCCGAGAAAACCCUGUCCUGCAUUGCCGGGCGCAGCGACGAGGACGUGAGGACUAUUCAAUUUCUCAAGGAGCAACUCCGCCAGAAUGAAAUGACUCGGACGAUCCUCCAGGAACAAGUCAACGGCAAACGGAAUCUGUGGCUCAACGUCCACAGCGAGCCUCAGGACCGAGCUGCCGCUCUAGAUACACUCGCCCGUUCUUCGACCCCCCUCAGCGGUCAAACCUUUGCUUUGCCCCCGACCGAGCAAUCUUAUGCCUCGAGUAUCAGGUCCCCCCCUCCUAGUCUCCACUCGAGCAGCUCUCAUAUUGCCAAUGGCCACCCCAGCAUGGACCGCUCGGGCAGCUGUGCCUUUGGUAAUGUAAACACCAGCGGGCUCUACUACAGCGGUGUCCCUCAGGGCCAUGGCGGCCCCUUUGUCGGAUAUUCUCCCUUCCAGCCUAUCCCCCAAUCGCACUCCGGGCCCGUUGUCUACCACGGCGGCCACUCUCUUCACCAGCGCCGCCCGUCCAACACCACGGCCGCCAGCGGCCGUUCGGGCGUCGGCUACGCCGCGGUCAGCCGCCAAUCGAGCGUCCCCCCCGUCCGCCCGGCUUCCGGCCCUAGACGGAACCCGAGGGCGCCCACUACCAUGAUCACCGAGACGGGAAGCCCCAAGGAGCGGAAGCGGGCCACGCCGGGCUCGCUCGUCAGGGCUGACCUCGAAGGGUCCGACUUGCUGAUGUCCUGGGCCGACGAGUUCCAGUCGCUCUUCGCGCUGAUCUACGGCUUCUGCGCGUCCUACUUUGAUGACUUGCCGCCCAUGAACGAGGGCUGGAAGCGGCAGCUCCAGUCCGAGGCCAACGGCCACCUCUGGGACUACAUCUGCAAGAUCUGCCACAGCAACCAUGAGCAGACCCGCGGCGAGAACGCCAUGCGUUUGCUGAACAACCGCAACUCCCGCCCCUACCUCAUGCAGCGCCUCAUCCUGCAGCACAUCAUAGUCUUCAUUUGCAGCUCCGAGGGCUGGAAGGACUACUCGGAGGACGUCGACGAGGAGAUGGAGAAGCUGGAGAUGCGUUUGAAGAAGAUGGAUCCGCCUGGGAGCUGUCGAACCAAGCUGUUCCAGUCGCGGCUGACGUUCCAGUAUGUGUGGAACGACGGCGGCACCCGCUUCGCGACCGAGGCCCACGAGCCGCUGGACUAUGUCCCCAUCGGCGGGACUGGUGGUGGUGGUGGUGCCGGCGGGGUGGGCGGGGUGACCGUGGGCGUGGCCCUGCAGAACGAGCACGCCCGCGUGCGGUUCUGCGCGACGCCCGCGGUCACGGUCAGGAAUGACCAGGGGAUGGCCAUCGGGAUCAGGAAUAUUCUGAAGGCGGGCGUGUUGGUGAUGCGCUACUAG